This is a messenger RNA of Drosophila hydei, 1625 nucleotides long. RefSeq names its product arrestin domain-containing protein 17. Lineage: Eukaryota; Metazoa; Arthropoda; Insecta; Diptera; Drosophilidae. The transcript has 4 exons. Bases 94 to 1323 code for a protein of 409 amino acids. Gene Ontology annotation, biological process: protein transport. Gene Ontology annotation, cellular component: cytoplasm. The record is from RefSeq and is a predicted model, not a curated record.
UGAUCGAACCUAUCCCAAUCGAAUCGGCUCUGUUUUUUAGCUCCGCUUAGUUGUAUAGCUUUAACUAGGUGUACGUUAUAUCAAUAUUUAAUAAUGGGUAUCAAAGGUUGCGAAGUGCAGUUGGACAAUCCAUGGAAUACUUACUAUGCUGGGCAAACAGUCAACGGUCAGGUGAAAAUCACCUUCGAUUCGCCUAAAAAAGUGCGAGGCAUUAUCAUACGAUUCUUGGGCGAAGCCAAUACGGAAUGGACAGAGGAGCGUAACGUAACGACAAGCGAGGGCAAGACUGAGAACGAGAUCACGAGCCUUAAGGGCCAUGAGGAGUACUUUAAGAUACAAUACUACUUGCUCGGCGGCAAAAACAGCUCCGAAAUUGAGCUACCGGCUGGCACACAUACGUAUCCGUUUACGUGCGCCUUGCCUGCAAAUUUGCCAUCUUCGUUUGAGGGUGAAUUUGGGCAUGUACGAUAUACUAUUAAGGUCACUUUGGAUAGGCCAUGGAAGUUUGACCAAGAUAUGAAAAUGGCCUUCACUGUCAUAGCGCCAGUUGACUUGAAUCUCAAUCCGCGUGUUAAGGAACAGUUUAAGCUGGAGCUAGAGAAAUCAUUCUGUUGCUUUUGCUGCCGCUCGGGCCCGCUGGCUGUGAUCACAAGCAUACCACAAACUGGUUAUGUAUCGGGUCAAAUAUUGCCCAUUACCUGCGAGGUGGACAAUACCAGCAAUGUGAAUCUCACGGCUGUUAAAUUUGAGUUGCGCAAACUGGUCACGUUCCAUACGAAUCAGCCGCGCAGCGAGAAACGUGAGUCCAAGGUGGUAAUUGCCCAACUGAGCGUUGGGCCCGUCAAUGCCGGAGAAUCUCAUACGUUUUCACAGCAAAUGGAAAUACCUGCACUGCCGCCAACUAAUUUACUCAAUUGCGGCAUCAUUGCGCUCGACUAUGAUUUGCAUGUUGAGUGUGAUGUGAGUGGACCGCAUCGUAAUUUCACUGGCAAAAUACCAAUCACAUUGGGCACUAUUCCACUGGCUUCCAAUAAGCCACAAGCUGAGGAUCCGUCUCUGGCACCCACACAGCCGGUAAGUCCAGUGAGUCCACCCGGCGAUGGUGUUGGCGGUGCUCUCGGCUGGAAUGUAGCAGAUAGUGCAGGCGGUGCACUCUACCCCAACAUACCGCCACCACAGUUCGUAGAAACGGAAUACCGAGCACCAAAGAUAAUCGGAAGGGAUGAUUCGGAGCACACACAAAUCAUUGGAGACAACACAUUUGCUCCGCGGUAUCCAACAUUUCAAUUUAAGAACGCAACAGCACCAGCAAUAAGCCCCUAAGUCUUAUCAGGAAUUUACUCUAAUUCAAUGUGUUAAUCUGUCUUCGAUAUUCUGUAUAUUUUUUUUACGUUUUUUCUUUUUUUUUGCAUUUAAAUGUAAGCUUUCCGUCCGAAAAGAAAGCAUGGAAUAUUCGGAAUUUCGAAAUCUCAAUUAUAUCGCUCAAAUUUAUACUGUAUAUUUGUAUUUAUAUGAGCGAAAUUCUAAUCUUGCAAAUGCUCGUGAUAAGCAAAAUUAUAUUCAAUAUACAUAUGUCAAAAAUACACAACUAUAAUUUUUGUAACCAAUAAAGUUGGAUAAAGCUA